AUGGGACUGGUCAACCACACUCUGGUGACUCAUUUUAUCCUCUUAGGGAUCCCCAACACCGACGGCCUCCAGACCAUCCUCUUCGUCACCUUCUUAACCUUCUACCUCUGCACCCUGCUGGGCAACCUGCUCAUCUUCUCAGCCAUCCUUGCUGACCGCCGCCUGCACACCCCCAUGUACUUCUUCCUCUGCAACCUCUCCAUUGUAGACCUUGGAUUCUCUUCCAUCAGCACCCCUAAGUUGCUGGCCAACCUCUGGGCUCAGAGCAGGGUCAUCUCGCGGGGCGGGUGCAUGUCCCAGGUCUUCUUCUACCACUUUCUGGGCAGCACCGAGUGCCUGCUCUGCACCGUCAUGGCCUACGACCGGUACGUGGCCAUCUGCCACCCGCUGCGCUACCUGCUCAUCAUGAACUGGAGGGUGUGCGCCCUCCUGGCCGCCGGCACCUGGAUCACCAGCUCCUUCCACGCCACCAUCCUCACCAGCCUGACCUUCACGCUGCCCUACUGUGGGUCCAACGUGGUGGACUAUUUCUUCUGUGACAUCUUCCCGGUGGUCAAGCUGGCCUGUGCAGACACGUACAUCAUCGAGACUGUGACCUUCACCAACACUGGCAUGGUGCCCAUGACCUGCUUCCUCCUCAUCCUCACCUCUUACGUCAGGAUCGUCUACUCCAUCCUGAAGAUAAACUCGGCCGACGGGAGGCGCAAAGCAGCCUCCACUUGUGGCUCACAUCUGGCGGUGGUGACGCUGUUCUUCGGGCCCUGUGCCCUGGUCUACACUCAGCCCCAGCUGAGCACAGGGAUGGUGUCCGCUGUGCAGCUCUUUGGCUAUGUGGUCACACCCAUGCUGAACCCGGCCAUCUACACGCUGAGGAACAAGGAGGUGAAAGCGGCUCUGAGAAAACUGAGAGGGGGUCAAAUGCCUCCACGUUGA
Messenger RNA from Trachemys scripta elegans, 933 nucleotides. RefSeq names its product putative olfactory receptor 10D4. The transcript has a single exon. Gene Ontology annotation, cellular component: membrane. Lineage: Eukaryota; Metazoa; Chordata; Testudines; Emydidae. Gene Ontology annotation, molecular function: G protein-coupled receptor activity; olfactory receptor activity. Gene Ontology annotation, biological process: G protein-coupled receptor signaling pathway. The coding region runs from base 1 to 933 and encodes 310 amino acids. The record is from RefSeq and is a predicted model, not a curated record.